UCAUCGAUAAGUUCUGCCGAAAGUGGUAAAACGAAAACAACACAAGAUAAAUUCUGCAAACACAGUUGCUUUUGAUUUUUGCUUUCCUGUUUUGUUGCUUUUCAAUAGCAUACAAUUUUUUCCGAGAACAGCAGGUCAUUACAUUUCGGAUACUACCGAAAAAUCCUGCAAAACCACUAGUCGCAGUACUUAUCGAACUGAGAUCGUUCGUCUCUAGCGACUAAAAAAACUAAUUUCACAAAAUUGCGUUGUAUUUACGCUGUUAAAUUUGCAAACAAUAUUUCGCUGGCCAAACAAUACUUAAUGCAAGGAUUUCGGUAAAAGGACUUCAGCAGCAAGCCUAAGCAAUUAGUGGCACUGUGUGUCCGAGGGCAUUCGUUUGCGCAAAUAAAUUUGUACCCAGAAGACAGUUUUCGCAACAACAAACACAACAACAAAAGCAGCCGCGAAAAACGUGUGUGCGCGUGUUGAAAGCAACUAUUAUAUAUUUUGUAUAAAUUUCGGACGACAACAGUCCAAGAUGCCCAAACGCGGUGGCGGUGGUGGCCGCGGGUACAACAACAAUGUCGGCAAUGGCGGCGGACGUUACUCGGCUCUUGAGGAUUUCGAUGAAGUGGAGGACCGCCAAAGGCGUAAGGAUCGCAACAAGCGCCGCGUCAGCUUCAAGCCAUCACAAUUCCCGCACAACAAAAAGGAUAUCAAGCUGCGUCCUGAGGAUCUGCGUCGCUGGGACGAGGAUGACGAGAUGAACGAAAUGACAUCAGCCGCCAAGUCUCUUAUGAUAUCUUCCCAGGACCGACCCACCUCUCGUCGUCGAGGAUCGCCCAUUCCGCGUGGCAAGUUCGGCAAACUGAUGCCCAACAGCUUUGGCUGGUACCAAAUCACGCUCCAAAAUGCACAGGUUUACGAGAAGGAGAAGCUACUGCGAGCCCUUUUGGCCGCAAUGUCGCCGCAUGUCUUCAUUCCGCAGUAUUGGCGCGAGGAGCGCAACUGCGUCAUCUUCUUCACCGACGAUUAUGAGGUCGCCGAGCGAAUCCAGCACCUCGGAAGGCACGCCCAACUCCCGGACGGCUAUCGAUUGAUGCCGCGCGUGCGCAGCGGAAUACCACAGGUGGCCCUCGAUGACGCGCUCAAGGAGAAGAUGAAGACGACCAUGGCCAAGCGGUACAACGCGCAGACCAAGGCCCUCGAUCUCUCCCGAUUCCACGCCGAUCCCGAGUUCAAGCAGAUCUUCUGCCCGCUCUUCCGCCCGAACGUAAUGAGCGCCGCCAUCGACAUCAUCAGCGAUAACAUACCCGACCUGGAGGCCAUCAACCUGAAUGACAACUGCAUGGCCAGCAUGGAGGCCUUCAAGAGCAUCGAGAAGCGCAUUCCGAACCUCAAGAUCCUCUAUCUGGGGGAUAACAAGAUACCAUCAUUGGCACAUCUGGUCGUUUUCCGCAACUUAUCCAUCAUGGAGCUGGUACUGAAGAACAAUCCGUUACGUUCGCGCUACAAGGACUCUCAGCACUUUAUCAGCGAAGUACGUCGCAAGUUCCCCCACCUUCUGAAGUUGGACGGAGAGGUCCUGGCGCCCCAGGUCACUUUUGAUCUAGCCGAGCAGGGGAGAAUCAUCGACACGAAGUCAUGCUACCUGUGCGACAACUCUGGCGCCGAGGUGGUGCGCCAGUUCCUGGACCAGUACUUCCAGAUCUUCGACUCGGACAGCCGCCAGUCCCUGCUGGAUGCCUACCACGAGCAGGCGAUGCUCUCCAUCACAAUGCCGUCGGCCAAUCAGGCGGGCAGCAGGCUGAACAGCUUCUGGAAGUUCAACCGCAACCUGCGUCGUCUGAUGAACGGCGAUGACCACCGCAUCCGUCAUCUCAAAUACGGACGCCUGGCCUGCGUUUCCACUUUGGACGAGUGGCCAAAGACGCUGCACGAGCGUCGCACCUUUACCGUCGACCUCACAAUUUACAACCCCUCGAUGAUGGUGUUCACGGUGACGGGAUUGUUCAAGGAGCUGACCGGCGAGGCCAGGACUCCGGCCUCGAUGCAAUCGUACGAGCUGCGCCACUUUGCGCGCACCUUCGUGGUGGUGCCGCAGAACACGGGCUACUGCAUCCGCAACGAGACGAUCUUCAUCACGAACGCCUCGCACGAGCAGGUGACCGAGUUCAAGCGCUCGCAGCACCAGCCAGCUCCCGGGGCCAUGCCCUCCACCUCAGCGGCAGCGGCGACCUCCGCGCAGCCAGGAACAUCCCUGCAGGGCCGCCUCAAUCCGGGCGGCGUGGGCGUGGCCACAGGUCCAGUGGCCAUUCUGCCAGCCGGUCCACUUACCGCAGCUACACCGGUAGUCAAUAGUGUUCCGAGUGCUCCAGUGGCAGUUGCACCGGGUGCUCCCGCGGGGAUUCCGGAUGAGAACACCAAGAUGCAGAUGAUCCAGGCGAUGAGUACCCAGAGCCAAAUGAAUGUGGAGUGGAGUCGCAAAUGCCUCGAAGAAACGAAUUGGGACUACAACCAUGCGGCCUUCGUGUUCGAGAAGCUCUUCAAGGAGAACAAAAUUCCGCCAGAGGCUUUUGUUAAGUAAGGCUCAAGCUGUUGGUUGAUCAGAGGGAGUCGCCUCUGCUCCCCAAAGAGGAAAGAGCAGAGCCAAGUGCCACUUACAGAGAAUCAAGUGUUUUGUUUAUUUGUUUUCGUUUGUAAUUAUCUUACAACUUUCCUUGAAAUUGCAUCCAUCAAGUAAAAUUGAAAAAAAGUAAAGAAGGUGUGCGCACAAGUGAGCAGCAGCGAUCUUGUGCCACAGGAAUCCUUUGAUAGCCCUUUGAUAGAUAUAAUUAAGUCGAUUUAGGUUCCGUUCGCAGACCCGCUGGCCUACAUUAAAAGUUUACCGCCAGGAAGAGUCUGCGAUCGGAUUAAACCAUAAGGCUUUUGAACUGUUUUAGCACCUAAGCACACACAAACACAUACACACACAAAGCAAAUUAUGUAUUCAACAAUGUUGUCAAUACAAAAACAAAGAAAAAUUAUUAUUUUUUUAUACAGAAAUAAACCACAUGUUAAACGAGCCACCAAGGUUUUCCUGCCCACAGUUCUAUAUAUUAUAAAUACAAUUAUGUCGUAUCCCGCUUCCCCAAUCCCCCAAAGUAGCCUUAAAUUUUUGUAUGCCAAGACCAUUAAGCAUAAACCAGACUUUUUUUUGUGCGAGUAAAAGCGUUUAGUAAUAGAGAACUUGGACAAGCAAUAAACCAUUGUGUACAUUUUGUAGCGACUCAAAAACGGA
Messenger RNA from Drosophila ficusphila, 3262 nucleotides. It is a transcript of the gene sbr, whose product is annotated as nuclear RNA export factor 1. The transcript is spliced from 10 exons. Gene Ontology annotation, molecular function: RNA binding; protein binding. The record is from RefSeq and is a predicted model, not a curated record. Bases 521 to 2569 code for a protein of 682 amino acids. Gene Ontology annotation, biological process: poly(A)+ mRNA export from nucleus. Lineage: Eukaryota; Metazoa; Arthropoda; Insecta; Diptera; Drosophilidae. Gene Ontology annotation, cellular component: nucleus; cytoplasm.